This is a messenger RNA of Cinclus cinclus, 3429 nucleotides long. It is a transcript of the gene ADAMTS17, whose product is annotated as ADAM metallopeptidase with thrombospondin type 1 motif 17. Gene Ontology annotation, biological process: extracellular matrix organization; proteolysis. Gene Ontology annotation, molecular function: metalloendopeptidase activity. The transcript is spliced from 24 exons. Lineage: Eukaryota; Metazoa; Chordata; Aves; Passeriformes; Cinclidae. Gene Ontology annotation, cellular component: extracellular matrix. The record is from RefSeq and is a predicted model, not a curated record. Bases 1 to 3429 code for a protein of 1142 amino acids.
AUGUUUGACGGCUGCCUCCUGCCCCUCGUCGUGCCCUGCCUGCUGCUCUGCGGACUGGACGCCGGCACAGCUGGCGGAGCGGAGCUGGAAGUGGUGAUCCCGGAGCGAGUGCCGCUGGAGAAGAUCCACCUGCUGCCGCCCGGAGGGGAUCGCGGCGGCCCCCGGCGCCGGCGGGCAGCGGCGGAGCAGCAGGAGGAGGAGGAGGCCGUGCUGCUCCGCCUGCCCGCCGCCGGCACCGAGCUGUACCUGCACCUCCGCCGCGACCUGCGCUUCCUGGCCCGGGGCUUUGCGGUGGAGCGGCGGCGCGGGGAGGCGCGGCGGCCCCCGCGGGAGCGGCUCUGCUUCUACUCGGGACACGCGUUGAACCGCAGCGACUCCUUCGCCUCCCUCAGCACCUGCGCCGGGCUGGUUGGCUACAUCCAGCUUGGAUCAGAGCACCUGCUGAUCCAACCUGUGAAUGCAUCUGAGACCUCGUUCAGUGGGAAGGAACAUUUCAUCAGGCGAAGACGAGCCACCAAACCUGGCCAUCCCACCAAACCUGGCCAUCCCACCAAACCUGGCCAUCCCACCAAGCCCCGCAGCUCUGAGGAGCACUGCAAGGUUGUAGCAGAAAAGAAGAGACAAAAGAAGGUGAAGUCCCCGAGUGACUGGCGGGAGAGGAGGAACGCGAUUCGCCUCACCAGCGAGUACACGGUGGAGACCCUGGUGGUGGCAGAUGCUGACAUGGUGCAGUACCACGGAGCAGAAGCUGCCCAAAGGUUCAUCCUCACAGUUAUGAAUAUGGUGUACAACAUGUUCCAGCAUCAAAGCCUGGGAAUUAAAGUCAACAUUCGAGUGACCAAACUGGUCCUGCUUCACAAUCGCCCUGCAAAGUUGUCCAUUGGGCAUCAUGGAGAGAGAUCUCUGGAGAGCUUCUGUCAGUGGCAAAAUGAAGAAUAUGGUGGGGCAAAAUACCUUGGUAACAACCAGGUUCCUGGUGCCAGGGAUGACACCCCUCCUGUGGAUGCUGCUGUUUUUGUGACCAGGACAGAUUUCUGCGUGCACAAAGACGAGCCUUGUGACACUGUGGGAAUUGCUUACCUAGGAGGUGUCUGCAGUGCCAAGAGAAAGUGUGUUCUUGCUGAAGACAACGGGCUCAAUCUGGCAUUCACAAUUGCACAUGAGCUUGGGCACAACAUGGGAAUGAGCCACGAUGAUGAUCAUCAGCCCUGUGCUGGGAGGUCUCACAUUAUGUCUGGAGAAUGGGUGAAGGGCAGGAACCCAAGUGACCUUUCCUGGUCUUCAUGCAGCCGAGAUGACCUCGAAAACUUCCUAAAGUCCAAGGUGAGCACCUGUCUGCUGGUGACAGAUCCCCGUAGCCAAUAUUCCGUGCGGCUCCCUCACAAGCUGCCGGGGAUGCACUACAGUGCCGACGAGCAGUGCCAGAUCCUUUUUGGCACCAACGCCACCUUCUGUAAGAAUAUGGAGCAUUUGAUGUGUGCUGGACUCUGGUGCCUGGUGGAAGGAGACACAUCCUGUAAAACAAAGUUGGACCCCCCUCUGGAUGGCACCGAAUGUGGCGCAGACAAGUGGUGCCGAGCUGGGGAGUGUGUCAGUAAAACCCCCAUCCCUGAGCACGUGGACGGGGACUGGAGCGUGUGGAGCCAGUGGAGCAUGUGCAGCCGGACGUGCGGAACAGGGGUGCGCUUCAGGCAGCGGAAAUGUGACAACCCCCCCCCGGGGCCAGGGGGGAAGAACUGCCGGGGGGCCAGCGUGGAGCACACGGUGUGUGAGAACCUGCCCUGCCCCAAAGGGGUGCCCAGCUUCAGGGACCAGCAGUGCCAGGCCCAUGACAGGUACAGCAACAAGAAGAAAAGCCUCCUGACAGCUGUCAUUGUGGAUGAUAAGCCAUGUGAGCUCUUUUGCUCCCCACUGGGCAAGGAUUCUCCCGUGCUGGUGACAGACAGAGUCCUGGAUGGAACUCCCUGUGGGCCUUACGAGACAGACCUCUGUGUACAUGGCAAGUGCCAGAAAAUUGGCUGUGAUGGGAUCAUUGGCUCAGCUGCCAAAGAAGAUCGCUGUGGGAUCUGCAGUGGUGAUGGGAAAACCUGCAAAGUGGUGAAAGGAGACUUCAACCACACCAAGGGCAUGGUAACCAAUAGUCAUUGUAAGAAGGUUUCCACAUGUGUGAUGGCAAAGGCAAAGGCUGUUCCCAAGUGUUUCUCGUGUUACAUCGAAGCCGCUGUGAUCCCUGCGGGUGCCCGGCGGAUCAGAGUGGUUGAAGAUAAACCUGCUCACAGCUUUCUGGCUUUAAAAGAUUCCAGUAAGAGAUCCAUUAACAGCGACUGGAAAAUUGAGCUUCCUGGUGAGUUUCAGAUCGCAGGCACCACUGUCCGGUACGUGCGAAGGGGGCUGUGGGAGAAAAUCUCUGCCAAAGGACCAACUAAAAUACCACUGCACUUGAUGGUGCUGUUAUUCCAUGACCAGAAUUAUGGAAUUCAUUAUGAAUACACCAUCCCUGUAAACUAUACUGCUGAAAUCAGAAGCGAGCCAGAAAAGCAACAGGAUUCCCUGUACAUCUGGACACACAGCGGAUGGGAAGGAUGCAGUGUGCAGUGUGGAGGAGGUGAGCGGAAAACCAUCGUGUCCUGCACUCGGAUCAUUAACAAGACCAUGACACUGGUGAAUGACAGUGACUGCCAGCGAGUGACCCGCCCCGAGCCCCAGGUCAGGAAAUGUAACACACACCCCUGCCAGUCACGGUGGGUGACUGGCCACUGGAGUCCCUGCUCUGCCACUUGUGAGAAGGGUGUGCAGCAGCGGGAGGUCACUUGUGUUUAUCAGCUGCAGAACGGCACCUACGUCAACACCAGGGAUCUCUACUGCCUGGGCAGCAAGCCAGCCACAGUGCAGAGCUGUGAGGGACGGGACUGCUUGUCCAUCUGGGAAGCAUCAGAGUGGUCAAAGUGCUCAGCAGACUGUGGCAGGGGAAUUCAGAAAAGAACAGUGACGUGCACAAACUCCCAAGGCAAAUGUGAUGCAGCCACCAGGCCAAGAGACGAGGAAGAGUGUGAGGAUCACACAGGCUGUUACGAGUGGAAAACGGGAGACUGGUCCAAGUGCUCCUCGACGUGCGGCAAGGGGCUGCAGUCGCGCGUGGUGCAGUGCAUGCACAAAGUGACCGGGCGCCACGGCAGCGAGUGCCCGGCCCUGGCCAAGCCCCCGGCCUACAGGCAGUGCCACCAGGAGGUCUGCAACGACAAGAUCAAUGUCAACACCAUCACCUCGCCCAGGCUCGCUGCCCUCACCUACAAGUGCACGGGGGACCAGUGGACAGUGUACUGCAGGGUGAUCCGUGAGAAGAACCUGUGCCAGGACAUGCGGUGGUACCAGCGCUGCUGCCAGACCUGCAGAGACUUUUAUGCAAACAAGAUGCAGCAGAAGAGUUAA